Molecule: messenger RNA, 2664 nt
Organism: Anopheles cruzii
Lineage: Eukaryota; Metazoa; Arthropoda; Insecta; Diptera; Culicidae
Gene: Tango6
Product: transport and Golgi organization protein 6
Exons: 3
Coding region: 1-2664 (887 amino acids)
Biological process (GO): protein secretion
Source: RefSeq, a predicted model, not a curated record
AUGGAUACUGCGGAACUGUGUAAAGUGCUGGAGAACACGGCAGCUCUGCAGCCCAAAGAAGUAACACUCCAAACGCUUUCGGAUUGUUUGAAACCGGUGCUCGAUCACCCGCUUCCACCGGAUGUAUCCUGUUCCGAUGUCAUGUGGCAAACCUCCUACCGGUAUCUGGCCGUGCUGACAGAGUUUUCCAAAAGCGGCCUUAUUGAACGACAAGCGGCUGGCAGCAGCGCCUCGGAAGCAGAGGAAGUGAUAAACCUGCAAAACCUGUCGCACUUUAUUGCCACGACCGAACUCGUACGCCAGUUUACCCUCCAUCUGUAUCUUCCCCGCGAACUGCGAGGGUUGUCCACGUGCGAGGCACAACUGAUGGCGAUAGUGGACGCCAAAGAGUGCGCCCGCCGACUGUCGCACUGCGUGGCCCAGUACGGCGAGCUGUUCCAGAGGAAGAUGUUGGCCUGUCAUCCACGGACGGCGGAGUGUGCAAUGGAUUUUUUGGCCGGUGCGUACCAUCUUGAUCCGAUGACUUCGGCCAAAAGUCGGUUAGAUCUUUUCCCGACCAAGCUAGUGUUCCGCUGUCUACUGACAAUCAAGGGCACAUUUGGAGUCCCGCACGAUCUUUCAAUGACACUGCACCGCGAUCUGCUGCAGAUGACGGGAACGGAAGGAGGAUUUGCCAGUCUAUGCCGUACGCUAUUCACGAUCGGUGAAUCGAACGAAGGGAUACCAUCGUGGCGCAAGGCUGAAGUGAUUGCUAAAAUCGUUGCAAGCCGUGGCCACACGAAACAAUUUUACAGCCAGGUACUGACCGACUGUUUGGAGUUCUACCGAUGGGCUUCCAAUGACGGGACAGAUGACGCACUGAUAUACGCGGGAACGUGCAUUGAGUGCCUGAAGCGCUUCUAUUCCCUGCCCGCCGCCUACCAAGAGCUACACAAGCGCAUUGAGACGCACUUUUUCGGACGCUUCGACGAGUUAAUGAACCCCCCGGAACUCGUCACGGGUUAUGUGUUGUGUGAGCGGAGCGGACUGCUCUCUACCCUUCACGAUUGUAGCAUGGCGUUCAGUGGAUCCAGUCUCAGUUCCCUACCGUCGGCGAUGCUGGUGCCCUACAUUGCGUUGUUUACAAAGCUCUACUCACUCCUGCCGAUGAGUGCGGACGAACGCAACUACUUGCAGAGCAUGACCAUAUUCUGCCUCGCCAAUCGAACCAAGGAUGAGCUGAGGCACGUGCUGAUCGAUGCUAUUUCCGGUUCUACCGAAGACAAAUUUAUGAAACACCUCCAUCCGCGAGUCGUGGUGAAAAUCCGAGUAGAGACCGAGUCAAGCUACAGCCUCGUUAUGGGUCCUUCCCGUGAACCAGAAGGCGACGACGAGAACCUGCUUCCGGUGCUGGUAGAGAUGCUGAAAUCCUCAAAUCGGAAUCUUUUGCUUUACGACACAUUCGUUAUUCUGCUGAGGGAACUUAUGAUCAUUUCGAGCAGCGAUCAGCCACCGCACGACGAUACUAGCCUCGUCGAUGAGCCGCAGGUGAUGAUCUACAAACGGUUCCACCGAAAGUACACCGUCAUUCAGUCGCUGAUGGAACUGAUCAGUCACAAGCACUUCCACGCCCAGCUCUACGACAAUCCGAGCGAAGUGAUCGUCGUGCUAAAAGCAUCCGUUACGCAUGCAAUCGAAACCGCAGAGGCCCCCCAGAGGUCCGAUAUGCUAGAGAUUAUAGUUUCCAUCUUUCAGGAAUUUCUAACACGAACCCGCCACUUGAAGGAAGUGGACCGAAUUUUGUGUCUCCUGCAACGCUACCGAACGUCCGAGGGCUGCUCAGUUGAGCUGGCAGCCCGGAUAGAUGUGCUUUGCAGCCAUCCGACACCGGACGAAGGUCAGGCGACGGGGGCGACGGCUUAUCGCAACGCCUUUAGUUUGUGCUCCGACGCAGAACCGUAUUGUAAGGUGUACGGGACGACUCUCUUUCUGAAGCUGCUGAAAGAACGGGACCCAGAAACGGUCGCCCAGCGUCACACCGUACUCAUACUGGCUCUGGCAAAUCUUCGCAGCGAUGAGAGCUAUGCUUUUCUCAAUUCCGUGCGCCUGUUGGUGGCCCUUUGCGACGUCCUCGAAGCGGAAGUGAUCGACGCGCUGGUCAAGGAGUAUCUGAACGAAGCCAACGACACCGACUACCGAUUAAAGAUCGGUGAGGCCACCGUUAAGACGGUGGAAACGCUGGGUCCUCUAACGAUACGCUACCGGGACGCACUGUUAAACUGUUUUCUGACCGGCACACGCCACACGCUGGAUGAGUUUCGAACGUCAAGCCUCUCGAACGUUGGCGCCAUUUGCCGAAUUCUUUCCUAUCAAGUGCACACCUUUUUCUAUGAGCUCUUCAUGAUUUUAAGUGCGAUCGUUCAGACGGACCAGUAUCUUCCGGCGCGACGGGCCGCAAUGCUUGUGUUGGCGCAGCUGAUCGAAGGAAUGGACGGGCUGAUGGAUUUCCAAGAGUAUCUGCUACUGAUCUACCGAUUCCUCAAGCACGUGAUAGCGACCGAUAAGGACGACAUAACGAAACUACAGGCAGCCGUGGCUCUCGAUCAUCUGAAGUCGAAAACGAAAGACUUUCUCACCAUCAAUCCGCAGGAUCUGGAACAGCGAAUGUUUGGGCGGGUUAUCUGA